Messenger RNA from Oryza sativa Japonica Group (Japanese rice), 1543 nucleotides. RefSeq names its product F-box protein PP2-A13. The record is from RefSeq and is a predicted model, not a curated record. Gene Ontology annotation, molecular function: protein binding. Lineage: Eukaryota; Viridiplantae; Streptophyta; Magnoliopsida; Poales; Poaceae.
UCCUUUCUCCACGCUUUCCUCUCGUCCUCUUUAUAUUUCUCUUCUUCUUCCUCCCUUCCCCUUCCUCUCCUCUCCUCUCCUCUCCGUCUUCCAAAGCUCGCGGCCUUCUCGCUUUCGAUUUCUCUCUCUCGCGGACAGCGUGAAUUCGAGGGAUUUCUUGGCUGGUUUGGUUGUGGAUUGGAUUGGAUUGGGUUUCUGUGUGUGGAGGUGUGUGUGAUUAGAAGCUUUUGCGACUGGAGGAGGAGGAGAGAUGGGGGCGGGGGUGUCGGGCCUGUUCGGAUUGGGCGGCGACGAGGGGGAGACGUCGGCGGCGGUUGGUGGUGCCGCGGCGGCGGGUCUGGGCGACCUGCCGGAGCUGUGCGCGGCGGAGGUGCUGCUCCGGCUCGACGCGCCGGAGAUCUGCCGGCUCGCGCGGCUCAACCACGCGUUCCGCGGCGCGGCCGGGGCGGAUUUCGUGUGGGAGGCCAAGCUGCCGGAGAACUACCGGUAUCUGAUGAGCUUCGUGGAGGGCGGCGGCGGCGGCGACGACGGGAGGCAGCUGCGGCGGCGGCGGUGGCGGCCGGCUGGGAAGAAGGAGAUCUACGCGAGGCUGGCUAGGCCUGUGCCCUUCGAUGGCGGCUCAAAGGAGUUCUGGCUGGAGAAGAGCAAAGGCAGGGUUUGCAUGGCGCUAUCCUCCAAAUCUCUGGUGAUAACUGGGAUUGAUGAUAGGAGAUACUGGCAACACAUUCCAACUGCCGAAUCGAGAUUUUAUUCUGUGGCAUACCUUCAGCAAAUCUGGUGGUUUGAAGUGGUUGGAGAGAUCGAUUUCAGCUUCCCUGUUGGAACCUACAGCUUAUACUUCAGGAUUCAUCUCGGGAAGUUCUACAAGCGAUUUGGACGCCGAGUUUGCAGCACUGAGCAUGUCCAUGGUUGGGACAAGAAGCCUGUUCGCUUCCAGCUCUCCACCUCUGAUGGGCAGCACUCAUUAUCUCAGUGCUCCCUGGGUGAGCCCGGGAGUUGGGUACUUUACCAUGCAGGCGAUUUUGUGGUCUCAAAGCCUGACCAAACAAUCAAGCUGAAGUUCUCGAUGGCGCAGAUCGAUUGCACACACACAAAAGGUGGUCUUUGUGUCGACUCGGCGUUCAUAUACCCAAAGGGCUUUCAGCAGGAGAGGAUGGUCAGGUCUCAGAAAUGUAGAUGUUGAGAAGGAACUUACAUUAGAUUGUAGACAAAUGCAGCUUGCAGCCUAAUUCUAUUUUUAAUUUGGGCUCAUGUAUGCGCGGCGAAAGGUGUAUAUAAUUGUAGGCUUCAAUUUUGUGUGAUCGGUAACAUGAAUGUGCUUUGUGUGUCCAUUUUCCCAUGGUUUUUCCCCCUCCCUGGAGCUAAAUGGGUCUUCAAGUUACCCAUGAAAGAUUCUACCAAAUUGAGAUCAGAAAAUGUUGUUUACCUUUCUCCAAUUGCGAUACGUUGUUCUGGUGUUUUUUUCAUUUCCAUCCAUUGUCACUGUUUUUUACUACUGAUAUCCAAAUUUGACUUGCUUCAGGCACCUUUUGAAAUACAAAAA